AUGGGCAUCUAUUAUAGUCUGAUAUCGGGUUUUUCAUCACCGACAUCGACUAAUAAUGGAAAUGCUCAUUCAAUAAUACAUUUAAAAUCUUUAAAAAAACGACGACGUCGUCAUAAGCGACAUUAUUUAUUAAAUCAAUUUUUCUUGGGUACAAAUCAUUUUUUUCUUAAUAGAAAAACACAUAAAUGUCUUUUUCAUGAAUAUUAUACCUUAAAUUCAAAUUCGGAUAUAUUAACACCAAUAAAUUUAAAUUUAUCAUUACCAAAAUUAAAUCAUCCACUAAUAAUACAUCCAAUACAAUGUACAAUAGCAAUACGAAGAGAUUCAUUAAAAUUAAUUCAUUGUUAUGAAGAUUGGUAUUCAAUUGAUUUUAUAUUUGAUGCUGAUCGACCAGUUCAAAUUUACAUCUAUUUUAUGGCACAUGAAAUCCAUGCAAAUAAUGAUGGAACUUUAUCAUAUGUGUGUUGUACAAAAGUAAAUCAAUUAGAUAAGGUUAAACAGUAUAAUGCAUUUCUUCGGCCAGCUGGUCAUGGACAAAUAUUUUCAUCGAUUAAAUAUGACAUUCUAUUUCCUUUAUCAGUAAUGAAUGAAGAACAUUAUGGAUGUACAAUAACAGAACGAUUGUAUCCUAUUGUUAUUGUUUGUAAAGCAAUCAAGGCUGAUUUAAUAAAUAGUCCAAAAACGAUAUGUGGUACAAUGGUGAAUCAAAAUUGCAAUGUUACUACAACAAUCUUUCCAACAUUUGAUCAAUUUCAUAUUGUUUUAGCAACAGUCAAAUAUUGUCAAUUAAAUAAUCGAACAACAAUGAUAAAUUCUAAUCAUGUAUCUAUCGUUUUACUUAGUCAAAAACAUGUUUAUAAUGGAAUUGUUUUUAAAUUAUUUGAAUUUUAUGGUAUUGAAAAUCAUCAAUCAAAAUUUUCAACAAAUAAUUUAUAUGAUCAACGAAAAAUUUCUACAAGAAAAAAAUCUUCAAUUAAAAUUGUUACAGUACCAACGAUUUCCGAGAAUGAACCAUUUUCAAAUACGAACUUAACAAAUCGUAUCGAUGAUAUAUCAUUAUGCAAUCAAGAAAGUAAACAAACAUAUAAAAUAAAAAAAUCUUUAUCUUAUGUGGAUUUAAUAUUAAAUAAUAGAACUGAGAGUACUUGUGUUAUUUGUCUAACGGAUAUACGAAAUGUUUUACUUCUUCCAUGUCGACAUUUAUGUCUAUGUAAAACUUGUGCUGAAGAUCUCAAAUUUCAAUCAUCCAAUUGUCCAAUAUGUCGUAUACCAUUUCAUGCUUUAUUACAAAUCAAUGCUUUACGUCAUCGUCAAAUUCAUCCAUAUGAUAGUGAAGAAUAUAUAUAUGAAAAUAUAUCAAUUAUUGAUGCAUUAAAUUUAGCAACAACAAUCAUAACAAAAAAAAAUUCUUUAAAACAAAUUCAUAAUAAUCAUACAUCAAUAUCAACAAAUAAUUUUAAAAUUUAUCAUGUGUAUAUAAAUUUUCAUUUAAAAAUUGUUUAUGUAUAUGUAAAAGAAACGCACGUGUUCAGAAUGGAAGUUACAACAACAUUAUCAAAAACAUUUAAACGAUUUACAAUACCUCGUAGUACAUCAUCGAUGGGUUCAUUUACAACAACAAACGGUACUGCAACUAAUGUCGAACAAAAAUUUGAAGAAUUAUCAUCAUCACAAACAACACAAGUUUCAUCAUUAAAUGGUAAUUCAUCGUUAAAUCAUAAACAUCCACCAUUAUCUUAUGUUCAACAUAUACGACCAGUACAACAUCAUUCACAUCAAAAUUUAUCUCUAUCUUCACAAGAACAACAAGAACAACAACAAAAACAAAAAUAUAAUCUACCUACUCGACCAUUAAGUGGAGAUAUUUCAUCAUUUAUGAUACGUUCAUCAUCAACUGAUUUUCAUUCAUCGAAUGACUAUAUACCAAAAGAAAAUAAAAUGAAUAAAUCAGCAAAAGUAUCUUCUCUAUAUAAAUCAUCGAUACAACGUGAUACAAGUUAUGAUAAUAUAAAAAGUUUAACAACAAUUGAUGAAACAACAACAACAACAACAACAAAAUCAAAACCUGAACAAAGUUCUUCUCAAUAUUCAUCAAUUAAAAAUUUAUUAACAAAAAAAUUUCAUCCAUUAGGAAUAGCAACAACUUCACAUAAUGAAACAACAACUCAACCAACAAAACCAAAUAUUAAACAAAAGAAACGUCGUACAUCUUUUCGAAAUUUUUCACAAUUUCUUAAACGUAGUCAUAGUACAAAUACAGAUUUAUCAAAUAUAGCAGCAAAUAAUACAUCUAAUAGUAAUGAUCAACCAAAUAAGUUAACUGCUGAUAUUAUAUAUCAACGUUUACAUGCAAAACAAAUCGAUGAAAAUGAUUCAUCAUUUAUAACACGUUCAAAUACAAGUAUUAUGUGUAAUGGUAGUGGUACAGCAUUAGUACCAAUAUCCGAAGAAGAAAAUCCUGUACCAAUCAAACAACAAAAUCGAUUAAAAACAACAAAUAUUGAUGAGGAAGAUUAUUAUUAUGAUAAUACAAUUCGAUCUGAUAGUGCAGCAUUAACACAUCAACAAACACAAAGAAUUGCACCUAGUCUAAGUUUAUCAUCAUCAUCAUCAUUUAUAUCUGCUCAUACAUCAUCUCCAUCGGGUAUUUCAUCAACAUCAAAUAAAAAUCGAAAUAAUAUAUUAAACGGUAAUCAAUAUCAACAACGAGAUGAUCCGAUAAAACCGUCCAAAUCUUCAUCAUCAGUGACAUCUAAUAUUGGCACAGCAUUAGCUGUUCUUGCUAAUAAUACCAAUAUUAAUACUAAUACUAAUAAACAUUAUUUAACAAAUUCAAUUAGUUUACAUGGUGAUGUUAAUACAUUAAUAAAUGCUCAAAUAAAUGAUCAUCAUUUAUCAACAUCAGCUAUUAAUGAUGUUGAUUCCUCUUUAUCUUCAUCAACAAACACUAAAGGACGAACUGUUAUUCAGUCAAUAACACCUGAUAGUUUAACAAAACAAUAUUCAACAAAUAAUAUUGAAAAUUCUAAUCAAGAAGUAACUAAAGUUAAAAUGCGUGAACAUAGUGCAAAAAAGAAAAGAGGUUUACGUGAUCUUAAAUCGCGUAUAUCAUUACCACCGGAAUUAAAAAAUAGUUUUUCAUUUACAAAACAAAAUUUAACUGUAAUUAAUAAUAAUAAUAAUAAUAAUAAUAAUAAUCAAUCAUCAGGAAUAAAUUUAACAAAUAAACUUAAAUUAAAUCAGCAACAAAUACCACAACGUUCAUCUUAUUAUCAAACAAAUUCUUUAUCAACACAAACAUUAAAUAAUGUUUUAAAUCAAUCAAAUUCAUCAUUAGUACAUCGAUCACCAUCACAAUUAAAUGCAAGUAUGAGUGGACAAUUAAGUCGAAAUGAACAACGUCUUUCAAUGCUUGAUCUUGGUUUUGGAAAAAUUGAAUCUUAUAUUAAAUUAGAAAAAUUAGGAGAAGGUACAUAUGCGACUGUUUAUAAAGGAAAAUCUCAUUUAUUGAAUGGUUAUAUUGCAUUAAAAGAAAUUCGACUUGAACAAGAAGAAGGUGCUCCAUGUACAGCAUUACGAGAAGUAAGCCUUUUAAAAGGUCUUAAGCACACUAAUAUUGUUAGUUUACAUGAUAUUAUAUUUAAUCAAACAACAUUAACACUUGUAUUUGAAUUUGUUGAAAAAGAUUUAAAACAAUAUAUGGAUGAUUGUGGAAAUAUACUUAAUAUAAAGAAUGUUCGUCUUUUUUUAUUUCAACUUUUACGUGGUUUAGAUUAUUGUCAUUCAAAAAAAAUUCUUCAUCGAGAUCUUAAACCACAAAAUUUAUUAAUUAAUGAACGUGGUGAAUUAAAAUUAGCUGAUUUUGGUUUAGCACGUAUUAAAUCAUUUCCAACAAAAACUUAUUCACAUGAAGUUGUUACAUUAUGGUAUCGACCACCAGAUGUUUUACUUGGUAGUACAGAAUAUUCAACACCAAUUGAUGUAUGGGCUGUUGGUUGUAUUUUUUAUGAAAUGGCAUGUGGCCGACCAUUAUUUGCUGGUACAAAAGUUGAUGAAGAAUUAUAUUUAAUAUUUAAAUGUCUUGGUACACCAAAUGAAAAAACUUUACCCGGUGUAACAACAAAUCCUGAUUUUCAAGCAUUAAGAUUUCCUUAUUAUCAUGGUGAAUCAUUAAAUCAUUUAGCACCACGUCUUGAUCAAAAUGCAAUUGAUUUAUUAGAAAAAUUUUUACGAUAUAAUCCACAUUCUCGAAUAUCAGCACGUGAUGCAAUGAUGCAUAAAUUUUUUUCUUGUUACCCACCGACAAUACAUACAUUAGGACCAUUACAAUCAAUAUUAGAUUUAAAUGAAAUAUAUUUAACAAAAGAUCAUGGUUCAAAGCUCAUUACAGCAUCGCUCAUGAAAACGGCUAUUUCAAAACGAUCGAGUGUUCAUCUGUGA
Rotaria sordida is the source of this 4440-nucleotide messenger RNA. Lineage: Eukaryota; Metazoa; Rotifera; Eurotatoria; Philodinida; Philodinidae. The record is from the annotation of a GenBank genome assembly.